This is a messenger RNA of Cuscuta campestris, 2070 nucleotides long. The record is from the annotation of a GenBank genome assembly. Lineage: Eukaryota; Viridiplantae; Streptophyta; Magnoliopsida; Solanales; Convolvulaceae.
AUGCCCUACAAUCCAUUGUAGUGGUGUCUAAUUACAUCUUCUAUAAUCUAUAUUGUCAAAUUAGUACCGGCCCGCCCCCAAAAUCUUGAUUCGGUCCGUCCGGCAUGCUCACCCCAAAAUUUGCUUUCAGAACCCCAAGGUAAGAUUGUGAGCUCCAAUUUGAUCCAGUAGAUUUUCCAAGAUAUUCCAGCAGUUGGAAGUCAUUGAAGAACUAGAGAGAUUAUUGAGGUAUAAGAACAGGUCCUGAUAAAGAAGAAGACGAAUGGGGGAUGGAAACAGCAGCAGAGGCAGCGGCAACAGGCCGGAGUGGCUGCAACAGUACGAUCUUUUAGGGAAGAUCGGAGAAGGAACGUACGGACUUGUGUUUUUGGCGAAGAUCAAAUCUUGCGGCUACAAACCCAUCGCUAUCAAGAAAUUCAAGCAGUCUAAGGAUGGGGAUGGCAUCUCUCCCACUGCUAUUCGCGAAAUAAUGUUGCUCCGGGAGAUAUCCCACGAGAAUGUUAUAAAACUGGUGAAUGUGCACAUCAACCCUAUAGAUAUGUCACUGUACCUAGCUUUUGACUAUGCUGAGCAUGAUCUUUAUGAAAUUAUCAGACAUCAUCGAGACAAGGUCAACCAGCCAAUACAUACCUACACUGUUAAGUCAUUUUUGUGGCAGCUGCUUAAUGGUUUAAAUUAUCUUCACAGUAACUGGAUUGUUCAUAGAGAUCUAAAGCCAUCUAACAUCUUGGUCAUGGGAGAGGGAGAAGAGCAAGGAGUUUUAAAAAUAGGUGAUUUUGGUCUUGCUAGAAUUUACCAAGCUCCAUUAAAGCCACUCUUUGAGAAUGGGGUUGUGGUGACAAUUUGGUAUCGUGCUCCUGAGUUACUCCUUGGGGCAAAGCACUAUACAAGUGCAGUAGACAUGUGGGCUGUUGGCUGCAUAUUUGCUGAGCUUCUUACACUAAAGCCUCUUUUUCAAGGGCAAGAAGUGAAAGGCCCACCUAAUCCAUUUCAGCUUGAUCAACUUGACAAGAUAUUCAGGGUUCUAGGCCAUCCCACACAGGAAAAGUGGCCAAUGCUUGUGAAUCAUCCACACUGGCAAUCUGACCAGCAGCACAUUCAAUCGCGUAAAUAUGAAAAUCCUGCACUAUACAGUGUUGUACACCUCUCUCCAAAAAACCCAGCAUGUGAUCUCCUCUCAAAGAUGCUUGAAUAUGAUCCUCACAAGCGGAUUACAGCGGCACAGGCUCUUGAGCACGAUUACUUUCGGGUGGAACCUCUACCUGGCCGCAAUGCACUUCUGCCAAUGCAACCCGGAGAAAAAGUUAUUAAUUAUCCAGUUCGACCUGUGGACACAAAUGCAGAGUUUGAAGGAAUAACUAAUCUCCAACACCAGCAAGUAUCUGCUGUUCCUGGUGGUAUACAAGGCCCUCACAUGAUGACCACUAGAUCUGUACCCCGUCCAAUGCAUAUGUUGAAUAUGCAACGAAUGCAACAGCAGCAGGGAAUGGCUCCUUAUAAUCAUCUGGCUUCUCAGGCCGGGAUGGGUGGUGGGAUGAACCCCAGCAACAUGCGAGGCCCUGCUUCCCAGGCUCAUCAACAACAGAUGAGAAGGAAAGACCAAGGAAUGGGAAUGACUGGAUACCCUCCUCAACAAAAAAGGCGCUUAUGACUCUUUGUAAUUCAAGACUUCUUGCGAAAAUUCAGUUUCUAUGAUGGGUAUAUAGGUGAGUUCACAUGCAUUUUGGGCGUCCUCUCUCUUUCCUCGCAAAUGCACAUGGAAGAAGCUUUUUAGUCCAUUCUAUAUUCGCUAUCCCAUUUUUCAACAAGUGCCCUCAUUUAUAUGCAUGUGGAAGAAGAUUAUUGGUAGGCUUGCUCAUGGAAAUUAAAGAGUUUUUGUUUUUAGUUUAUUAAUUUUAGGCGUAACCAUGCGCUUCUAAGCAAUAUUCGAUAGGAAAUUGUAGCGGCAAUUUCAUCUAAGAAUUGUGGUUUGCAAAUUUAGCAGCUACUCGUAGAGCUUUAUGUUGCUUAAAACUUAAGCGAGCAUUUUAAUAGACAAUUUUUUUGUAGAAAUAGAUAAUCUCAUCGUUA